GGAAUUACAGUAUGAGAGUUCAGCAGAAUUCCUCAGCUUGCACAACAAUCCAAGCAACACAACCAUACAACAUGGAUGAUUCCAUUUGUACCAUCCUUUUCUCCUGUCUUCUCAUCCAAGCACUGAGCGCCCCUCAUCAGGACACCGACUCAUCUCAUAAUAAUAAUGGACAAAAUGGUAUCUUUGGCCUGGACGAUGUCUUCAGCAGGCUCACAGAAUCCAACACAGGACAAAAUGCUAUCUUUGGCCCCGACGAUGGCUUCAGCAGGCUCACAGAAGCCAACAAAGGAAGCAGAGUCCGGCGGGUUCAAGGAGACAUCGCCAUUGGGGUGUCACGCAGCGCCCUCAACUGCACGAAUUGCUUAUGGCCGAAAACAAAUGGGACCGUGUAUGUGCCGUACACACUGGAUGAUGAGUACAGUAACAAUGAAGUCAAUACAAUCACGGCGGCCAUGCAAGUGUACGCCACCCUGACCUGCGUGCAGUUUGUCCCUUACACUGAUGAAGAUGAUUAUGUUGCUAUAAAAUCUGCCAAUGGCUGUUGGUCCUACAUGGGGCGUCAAGGAGGUGCCCAAGUGGUGUCUGUAGAGAAAGGUUACUGUACUUCCGAGGGGACAACCAUGCACGAACUCAACCAUGCCCUGGGCUUUGUACAUGAGCAGUCCAGGAGCGACCGGGAUAACUAUGUUAAUAUAAUGUAUCAGUACAUCUCACCAGGUGACAUCGUCAACUUUGAGAUAAUGAAUACCAACAACCUCAACACAAUAUAUGACUACCGCUCUAUCAUGCAUUACCCAGCGUGGGCUUUCAGCAACACAACUGGACAAAACACUAUAGUGGCCAAGCCUAACCCCAAUAUAAUAAUUGGAGCGGGAAGCACAAUGACCAGCUUGGAUAUUAUAAAGAUAAACCGGCUCUAUGAGUGUGAUGUCUGUAGUUCUCUCCUUACUGAUGCCAAGGGAACUGUCACCUCAGCCAAUUAUCCAUCUCCUUACCCAAAUAAUGCCAAGUGUGUGUGGGUCAUCCAGGCACCGUCCGAUUUGGUAACCCUGACGUUCGCUGCCUUUAAUCUCCAAUCUGCCCCAAACUGUGCCUCUGACUACAUUAGAGUUUAUGAUGGGCGCACCAGAACUUCCCCGCUGCUACUGGACAGAACCUGUGGGUCUAAACGCGUUCCUGCACUGAUCGCCUCAUCAAGUAUGAUGUUAGUGGAGUUUGUCGGUAGUAAAAACCUAAAAGCAACUGGUUUCAGUGCCUCGUACAGUACAGUGAAAUGUGGGGGCACUUAUUUCACCCCAUCAAGGAACAUCACUUCCCCUGGAUACCCCAAGAAUUACCCCCCUAAUAGCAACUGUUCCUAUAUCAUUACUGCUCCGGCUUCCCAUAAGGUCUCCCUGAGCAAGAUCAGUUUCUAUACACAAAAUAGCCACACAUGUAGCAAUGAUUACCUGUCUGUGUAUGAUGGGACUUCCACUAACGCACCCCUCCUGAAGACAUUCUGUGGACCCCUGUUCACCCUUUCGGCCACCUCCACUGGUCAGAACAUGUUCCUCAGGUUCAUCAGUGAUCAAACAGAGCAAGCGCCUGGCUUUGUGCUGACAUACAGUUUUGUGCCUAUAUCCUGAAAUGCAACUUAGAAUGUGGAUCCAAUUCCCCUGGUGAUUCAGAUGUCAUUCAUAUUGAAUCCUAAACAUCUUGGAUAUCUUAGCAAGUAUUUAUGUCCUUAGAUGGUCGAGUAGAACAUAGCAAUUUUGAAAUAUGUGUUCAGAAUGUCUUAUUUCUCUUUAGAAAUAUAAGGGCAGGACUGCUGCUUACAAUGGGGAUCAGAUAUCUGUCACUGUGACAGAAUGCUCUGUUAUACAGAUAGCUAGAAUCUCAGCCAUAAAGCAGGGCAGGACUGCUGCUUACAAUGGGGAUCAGAUAGGAUCUGUGUCACUGUGAC
This is a messenger RNA of Xenopus tropicalis (tropical clawed frog), 1942 nucleotides long. It is a transcript of the gene astl2d.4, whose product is annotated as astacin-like metallo-endopeptidase 2d gene 4. Bases 12 to 1625 code for a protein of 537 amino acids. The record is from RefSeq and is a predicted model, not a curated record. NCBI's taxonomy places the organism in Eukaryota, Metazoa, Chordata, Amphibia, Anura, Pipidae. The transcript is spliced from 14 exons. Gene Ontology annotation, molecular function: metalloendopeptidase activity; metallopeptidase activity; zinc ion binding. Gene Ontology annotation, biological process: proteolysis. Gene Ontology annotation, cellular component: cortical granule.